Lentinula edodes (shiitake mushroom) is the source of this 1134-nucleotide messenger RNA. RefSeq lists its product as uncharacterized. The record is from RefSeq and is a predicted model, not a curated record. Lineage: Eukaryota; Fungi; Basidiomycota; Agaricomycetes; Agaricales; Omphalotaceae. Bases 1 to 1134 code for a protein of 377 amino acids. The transcript has a single exon.
AUGUCUCUGAUUUUGUGGUCGUCUGUGGCUCUAAUUGCGGAUGCUGGGAAUCAUAUGUUUUCCUCAUCACAGAACGUCAAUUCAAGCAUCGUCAUUGAACCGCCCUGCUGUCAACAUCCGCUCAUGCCCACUACUUCACUUCUUUACAGCGUUGCUCGCGUUCUUCCGUAUGAGGUGUGGAUUCGAAUAGCACAGUUCGCCUCCGAGGAAUUGUAUGCACUAGCCCUGACUUCCUCGGAAGUUACUUGGCCUGCCUACGAUUUGCUAUACAGAAACGUAGUGGUUGACCCUGAUCGUUUGUUUGCCGCUGCGGUCCAUUGGAUAAACGGUGAAGAUAGAGUUUUGCGCCGUAUUCGUUCACUCAAAAUCCAUUCCACAAACGAUCAAGAUUGCCAGCUCACCAAUGCCCACUUUGACCAUCGUUUCACAAUUGUUCCUCGUUGGCCUAAGAUGAUUCAACUUUUUUCCCUGACGCCAGUUCUUACCCGCCUGACGCUUUCCGGUCUGAUCUUGGGACCAGGUUUGCCUGGCAUCCUUUUACGAUUACAAAACCUUACGUACAUUGCCCUACGACGUCUUUGUAUCCCAUCGGAUACCGAUAUUGUCUGGCGCCUGCUAUCUCUACCUUCCAUCCUACAACUGGAAUUAACAAUUGUUUGCUGGCACGACGACAACCGCGAUUUCCAGUUCGUCAAUGCAUGUGGAAACAUCACCGAUCUCACACUCAGUUGGCAUUCUGACAGUUAUCUCGCCUGCCAUGACUGUGUUAUUUCACCGCAUCAUGCUUGCCUGACAAUCACGAUUUCAACUAACUAUGGGUCAUGGCCCUCCGACCACUCAAUCUCCGGUCAUCGUCGCACAUUCGUGUCAUUCCUGCGCUCAUUUCGUUCACUAUCUCACCUCAGGAUCAAGGGCUGCAUCCCGACAUUUUCUGCCGUUGAUUUAGACCACACCCCGUUGAGCAAUACCUUGCAGUCAUACCAAGCCCUUGAUCGGUGGAUAUUGUCUACUUCGGGGCGGGCUCUUCAUUGCAUAUGCAGCUUGUCGACGACUGGAAGGACAGAAUCUCCAACACAGGCUCUAUUUUGGGGAGGAUACCAUUAUUUCUGGGGAUGCCUUGUUCUAUUGCAAUAG